Messenger RNA from Arabis nemorensis, 765 nucleotides. Lineage: Eukaryota; Viridiplantae; Streptophyta; Magnoliopsida; Brassicales; Brassicaceae. The record is from the annotation of a GenBank genome assembly.
AUGUCGGAAGAAUUGGAGAAAUCUGUGUCGCCGAAGAAAGAUUCUCUGAUCGAGAAGAUCGUUGAGAAGAUUCACGAUCAUGAUUCUUCGUCGUCGUCGGAUUCCGAGCACGAGAAACGGGAAUCUCCGUCGGCUUUGAAAGCGAAGAUUUAUCGUUUGUUUGGUAGAGAGAAACCUGUUCAUAAGGUUCUCGGUGGUGGAUUGCCUGCUGAUGUGUUCUUGUGGAGGGACAAAAAACUCUCAGCCGCUGUUCUUGGCGUCGCGACUGCCGUAUGGGUGCUGUUCGAAUUGUUUGAGUAUCAUUUCUUGAGUCUUGUGUGUCACAUUUUGAUAUUCGCACUCGCAGCCUUGUUUUUAUGGUCUAGUGCUCAUGCCUUUAUGAACAAGACUCCACCUAAAAUUCCUGAAAUCCAUAUUAAAGAGGAACAUUUCCUUUUGAUUGCUUCUGCACUGAGAAACGAGCUGAACCAGGCUUUCGUUAUCCUAAGGAGCAUUGCCUUAGGAAGAGACUUGAAGAAAUUUCUGAUGGUGGUUGUUGGGCUGUGGAUAAUCUCGGUUGUGGGAAACUGGUUCAACUUCUUGACUCUUGUAUACAUCUGUUUUGUGGUAUUGCAUACAGUACCGAUGCUAUAUGAGAAACAUGAGGACAAGGUAGAUCCAAUGGCAGAGAAGACAUUGAAGGAGCUGCAGAAACAUUACAUAGUGUUAAAUGAGAAAGUUCUUUCUAAGAUUCCAGUUGCUUCCCUCAAGGCAAAGUUGGGUUAG